AUGGAUAAUAACCAGAAGAGCAUCAAGGAUCUUCCUCUGGAGUUGUUCCAAGCAAUCUUAUUGAGGGUGCAAGCCAAAGAUCUAUUCCGUCUCAAGUUUGUUUCUAAGCUAUGGUUUUCUCUCAUCUCCGAUUCAAACUUCGUGGAAUUACAUCUUCACCACUCUUCCGGAUUCGCCCCUUCAUUCUUCUUCAACAAGAACAAUGAGGAGGCUCGCUUGGUUGACCUACAUGCACUAUACAACGAAGACGAAGAAAUUCUUCAUGCUGCAAUAAAAGAUGUCCCUCUCCCUUUUGGGAAUAAUAAGAAGGAACGAGACUCCUACUAUUUUGUUGUUCCUGGAUCCUGCAGAGGAUUUGUAUUCUUGCACCGUGAACCGGGUUUUAUUAUCAUAUGGAACCCAGUGACUGGAUCCUGCAAAAAAAUAUCUUACGGUUAUAGUAUUAAAAAGGAUUCGAUUCUGUAUGGUGUUGCUUAUGAUGCAUCAAAUGAUGAUUAA
This is a messenger RNA of Arachis stenosperma, 498 nucleotides long. Its product is annotated as F-box/kelch-repeat protein At3g23880-like. Gene Ontology annotation, molecular function: protein binding. The record is from RefSeq and is a predicted model, not a curated record. Lineage: Eukaryota; Viridiplantae; Streptophyta; Magnoliopsida; Fabales; Fabaceae. The transcript has a single exon. Bases 1 to 498 code for a protein of 165 amino acids.